AUGACGAUCAGCCGCAUCCCUCCGUCCGACACGGUUCUCGAGGCGUCGCAGAAUACGACAAUGACGAUUCCCCCACGGACAACUCUUAAAGAAUAUCUCGAUAAGAUUACGGACCCGUUAGAAGCGGAGCUGCGGACUCGUUACUGGCUGCCGCACAUCACGGAUAUCGAUCCCGACUCACCGUCGUUCUACUCCACGUUUUGCACAAAGACAAGCUGUCCGCUGCUGCCACUCGACAAGGGCGCGUCGUUCGUGGACUACGAUACGCACGAGCUGGGCACUACGUCGCUCUUCGUGCACGAUAACGACAAAGUGCUGCUCAAGACCGUCAAGUACUCGCAUCCCAUGACAGCCGAUGCCUCAUCCGAGGAGGAUUGCCAAUUUGUGCAGCACUGGCUGGUGCGAGCGGGGGCGAGGCCGCGCAUAUUCUUCAAGCCACAGGACGUGCGUGCUGCUGUGGUGACGUGCGGGGGGCUCUGCCCUGGACUCAAUGACGUCAUCCGACAGGUGGUGAUGACACUCAACACGUACGGAGUGAGUGACAUUCGAGGCAUCAAGUACGGCUUUCGGGGCUUCUUUGAUUCCUCCCUGCACAUACCGCUGAACCGAGCAGUGGUGGAUAACAUUCACCUCAUGGGCGGAUCGUUUCUCGGAGUUUCUCGAGGGGGCUCCGACACCCUUGAUAUUGUCGACUCCAUUCAGAAGGAGGGGAUCAACAUGCUGUUUGUGAUUGGUGGAAACGGCACCCAUGCCGGAGCUCUUGCCAUUCACAAGGAGUGCUACAAGCGCGGUAUGAAGGUGGCGGUGGUGGGCGUGCCCAAGACCAUCGACAACGACAUUCUGCUGCUGGACCAGACGUUUGGCUUCGACACUGCUGUGGAGGAGGCUCAGAGGGCGCUACAUGCCGCCUAUGUGGAGGCAUCCAGUGCGUACAGGGGCAUUGGCAUUGUGAAGCUGAUGGGGCGGCAGAGCGGUUUCAUUGCCAUGCACUCCUCGCUCGCCAGCGGGCAGGUUGACAUGGCGCUCAUACCCGAGGUGCCGUUCUGUCUGGAGGGGCCCAACGGGGUGUUGCAGCAUCUGGAGUAUCUCCUGGACCGCCAGGGCCACGCCAUCAUCUGCGUGGCAGAGGGCGCAGGGCAGGGCCACGGCAUCAUCUGCGUGGCAGAGGCCGCAGGGCAGGUGAGGGGUUUCAUGGGGACGUUUGAGGUGAAUUUGACAGUUGAAGUGUAUGCUGACCAGAAGUCCUCUUGA
Molecule: messenger RNA, 1251 nt
Organism: Closterium sp. Naga37s-1
Lineage: Eukaryota; Viridiplantae; Streptophyta; Zygnematophyceae; Desmidiales; Closteriaceae
Source: the annotation of a GenBank genome assembly